UUUCAUUUGCACACCUGUUGAUAAACAUCCGUCAUUGAUUUCUAUGUGGGAGUCUGAGCUUUCGUCCUCCAACCUGUGCUGAAUUGUCCCGGACAUGGACGAGGUGGUGGAUGAGAGUCCGCCUGUUAAGGGUCUCAUAAGUAAAGUUCUUGAAGAUCACAGGAGCAGCAGAACUGAUCCUCUCUUACUGAGGAAUGACUCUCAGUUUAAGAAGAACCUGGAAGCUAUUAUAUCUCAGAAGCAGCCACCUGUGUCCAUCCUCUGUUCAAAUGCCGGACAGACUAGACAUAAGGUAAAUCAGGUUUGCGUGAAUAAUGUGCCAUGUGCCGGCCGAGCACUGAGGAAUGCUUUCUUAUCCAAUUGCCAGGAUAACUGGAAAGCACAUAUUAAACUGGCUAGAAUCAUCAGGAGGACAUGUACAGGUCAGGAGCUGGUGGAAUGGCUGAUGGAUCGUUGUGAAUUUAUCCAGAACAGGGCAAUAGCUUCCAAAAUCUGGAACAUUCUCCUGGACUUGGGCAUGCUGCUUUCAGUGGAGCAGAACAAAGUAUUUGAGGACUCCAGGUCUCUGUACCAGUUCACCUUUGAGGAAUGUGAAGCCCAGAGCUGUGAUUUCCGAAAUCAGGUCAACUGGCCAAGUGCAGUACAUCUACUGCUACAGCUGGUCCCAUACGUGCAGCCUCGCAGUGGAACCCACAGGCGCUAUAAAGAAGAUGCAGAGAAAUCAUCUGAUGCUUGUAACCCAGUUCUUCAAAUGAAAGCAUUGGAGCAUCUCACCUCAACGGUGCAGAAUGAACUGUGUGCAGCUUUGGCUCGCAAGGCACAGACUAAAUCAAUGAUGGAGGAGAGCAGUCCACAACAUAAUACUAACACGCAAGGACCAUCUCCCAGUCCUGCUGUGCGCAAGCAGGGCCCCGGGGCUGGUACACGCGAUAAAGAGGAUAUCAGCCGAUUGGAGAUGGUCCAGAGACUGGCCAAAGACGGAUGCCGCCUUUUACACAGCCCGCUCAGAGCUACCGAAAGGCCUGCUGAGCCCCCCGGUGACGCAGCAGUCCGUGUGUGUGAGAGAGAGAGGAGCCACGAGGUGCUUCAGAGAACGACGUCACCGAGAGCUCCCUCCUCCUCCUCCUCCUCCUCCUUCCCCUGGACCGGGAGGUACGCUGCCGUGCCUGCCGCCCCUGAAAGGGUUUUGGAGCAUCUGCUGGGCCACCUGAGGCUGGAGGAGGAGCAAAAGAGCAGAGAGACAGCUUUGAAAACAUUCUUCAUUACGAUUUUUUCAUUAUUCUCAGUUGUUUUCUCCCUAAAAUGUCUAAUGCGUAUGACAUGUUCUUGUUUAUUUCCAGAGAGUGUACUGGAUGACUUCCUGCUGACGUAUCCUGUGUUCAUGUCCACCAGUGACCUUUGUCAGGCUCUACUUGGUCACUAUUGUUCAAAGAAAGGACAGAUGAAAGAGGAGGGGAGAGACACUCUGCUUAGGAAACGAAAAGUGCUGCACCUGCUGUCCCAGUGGAGCUCGCAGUGUUCAGACCUGCCGCAGGACGACGAGCACGCCAAAAUAUUCCUCAAGACUCUGUACAGACACGUUCUGGAUGAUCUCUGUGAGUUUCCCUCCCUGGAGAAGGAUCUCAAAGAACUUCAGAAACUUCUAAGAAUGCAAAGGAGACACACGGUAGAUGAAUCCUCUCCGCAGAAGAAGAAUAAAGCGCUCUUCCACCAGCUGAGUCUGAAGGAGAACUGGCACCCUGUGAGAGGAGCUCAGAGGGAGAGGAAGGAAGUGCUGUGUCGCGUGGACGUGACCAUAGAUUCCUACGUGAGCGUGAGGACACAUAGCGAGGUGUCCGUGCAGGAACUGCUGAGGACUGUGGCCGAAAGGCUCGACUGUGCUGAGGACGACAUGGUGUUGAUGGCCGUCACGUAUCCUGGAGAGAAGGUUCUGCUUCAGUCGGAUCAGUGUGUGUUCUCGUCUUCACUCAGUGCCGCUGAGAGGCUGCUGGUCUGCAGAAGAGACCUGACUGACAUCAUGAGUCCCUUGACUGAUAAUGGGCACCAGCGCUCAGUAAAGAUGCUGAGCAUGGACACGUGGGAUGUUGCCGUGUCGCUCACCAACUGUGACUGGAGUCUCUUUAGUAACGUCCAUGAGCAAGAGCUGGUGCAUUUCACGUUGAGCCGCGAUGCGAGCGCUGGCCACACGGUGGCGCUGGAGCAGCUGUUGCAGCGCUGCAAUGAGACUCAACAGUGGGUGAUGACCGAAGUGCUUCUGUGCACAACCCUCUGCAAACGUGUGCAGCUCUUCAAGAAAUUCAUCAAGAUCGCAGCACACUGUAAAGCACAGAGGAACCUGAACUCGUUCUUUGCGAUUAUUAUGGGACUGAACAGUCCCGCUGUCAGUCGACUCACUCAGACAUUGGAGAAAGUCCCUGGGAAGUUCAGGAAGUUGUUCUCCGAGCUGGAGAGCCUGACGGACCCUUCUUUAAACCAUAAAACCUACAGAGAUGCCUUCAGGAAGAUGAAGUCUCCCAAGAUCCCUUUCCUACCUCUGCUACUGAAAGAUAUUACCUUCAUUCACGAGGGCAACAAAACCUUUCUCGACAACCUGGUCAACUUCGAUAAGCUACACAUGAUAGCAGACACAGUGCGUAUUAUCAGGCAGUGUCGGACAGAUCACAUGGGAAACAUGUUGUCCCAGAAGGACAGCGUGGAAGUGAGAACGUACAUCAAUUACCUGCACGUCAUCGACAAUCAACAGACUCUGUUUGAGCUCUCACAUAGACUCGAGCCCAGGACAUAGAACAACUCCAUACAUCCUAAAUCAACUACUAAACGAGACAGGACAGAAGACUGUGAUGAGUAAGUCCUCCACUAGGGGGAGACACACUCCCACCAACCACA
Molecule: messenger RNA, 2886 nt
Organism: Rhinichthys klamathensis goyatoka
Lineage: Eukaryota; Metazoa; Chordata; Actinopteri; Cypriniformes; Leuciscidae
Gene: rapgef5b
Product: Rap guanine nucleotide exchange factor (GEF) 5b
Exons: 26
Coding region: 95-2785 (896 amino acids)
Biological process (GO): Ras protein signal transduction; positive regulation of GTPase activity
Cellular component (GO): plasma membrane
Molecular function (GO): guanyl-nucleotide exchange factor activity
Source: RefSeq, a predicted model, not a curated record